AUGGCUGAACCUUCGUCACAUCGACCUGCGGCAGAGGACAAAACAUGCAAGUCCAGGAUGUGGACCUUCGCGACAGAGGAACUUUCAACCUUCAGCACGAUUGAACGAACGCAUGUCGACCAAAUGGACAAAAUAUUACGGAGCAACAGGCUCCAACAUGUGAGCAAGAGGAACAUACCUUGGCCUUUUCCAGACGGCCAAACUGAAGAAAAAAUGCACAAAAUCUCACUAUUUUGCAAACGAGCUUCUUGCUUGGUUCUAGGGGAACAGGAUGUGACCCCAGGGUGGACAAUCAACGAUGCGAUUCGGCGCGUCUUCCGACGUGCAGCAACAGCGCCUGGAAAAUCCAUUGUCCUGAUUCACUAUGCUGGGCAUGGGGCGGUAAACACUGGACGGCCGCAAGGACGUGAGGCAAGCUACGACAACGCUGCACCGACGUGA
Penicillium bovifimosum is the source of this 441-nucleotide messenger RNA. RefSeq lists its product as uncharacterized. The record is from RefSeq and is a predicted model, not a curated record. The coding region runs from base 1 to 441 and encodes 146 amino acids. Lineage: Eukaryota; Fungi; Ascomycota; Eurotiomycetes; Eurotiales; Aspergillaceae. The transcript is spliced from 2 exons.